Molecule: messenger RNA, 1903 nt
Organism: Haliotis rubra (blacklip abalone)
Lineage: Eukaryota; Metazoa; Mollusca; Gastropoda; Lepetellida; Haliotidae
Product: secretory immunoglobulin A-binding protein EsiB-like
Exons: 4
Coding region: 32-562 (176 amino acids)
Molecular function (GO): protein binding
Source: RefSeq, a predicted model, not a curated record
CCACGUACAGAGGAGAGCUCAUGAACACAAGAUGGCGACCGCAAGUUCAGCGGGCAUCGGUGGAGCCGAACUUCGACAGCGUUAUCAGCCAGACCAGGACCCAGAAUGGAAUUCAGACCUGCCGUAUGGGGGCAAGAUUUAUCUUGCUCGGAAGAAGAAGGCUGACCCAACAUAUGUGCGAGUCUUAGAGGUACUCCUGAUUGUGUUCACAGUGUCACUGGUCAUCUAUGCGUACUUCUACUUUGACCACCUGCAUUUCCAUAUUGCCCAUGCCUAUGCACAUAUGGGAUAUGCAACUGCACAACACCAGGUGGGGCAGCGGUACUUACAUGGCAAGGGAACAGACCGACACGCUGGCAAGGCCAUGGAGUGGUUCAGGAAGGCUGCCGAUCAAGGUCACCCUCAUGCUUCCUACAACCUGGCCAUCGGGUACCUCAGGGGCCUGAAGACUGACAUCAAAACAGGAGAGGCCCACACAUUAAUUCAUCACGCAGCUUCGAAGGGAGUAGCUGAGGCACACAAGGUCCUUAACGAGGUCUGUGCCAAAGGAGGCUGUGAUUAGGUCAGGGAGAUUCUCACCUGGUCAGUGUGUUGAAGGAUUUGUCUGGACCUGCCUAGUGGGGAGAUACAACACCAGUGUCUACAGCAAAUGUUAAUUGACAUCCCCAAGUUGGAAAUACAAAAUAAUGAUUCAUUAGUUAUGACUAAUAUAAUGACUAGGUUUUUAUAAUGUCACUGAUAAAAGAACCAGUGAAAAUGAAAAAGAUUUAAUCCUUACUUAUAAAUCAUUGCAUUGAAAGGGAUUUUAAGUUACUUCUGAUUUUAAGAGAAAAGAAUUUGAAAUAAAUAUCAGUUUUGAAGAAAAUAUUGCUGUUUACUAAGUUUGUGGGGAAUCCCAGAUUAAUCCUGAUGUUAUUCGUCCAUAUGUUCCAAUACUCUAUUGCUGUAUCACAAAUACUUAUAUUUAACAAGUUACUGUAUUUGUACUUCAAUAAUCCCAUGUUAUCAAGAGAUAAUAUGCUUAUUAAUCCAGCUGCUGAUCAAAUAAUAUGCAAUGUCCAUUAAUCUUCAUUCUUUGGCCAUGAUUCCAUGACGACAUCCAUGACGACAUUUAUCUGUCUAACCAAUAAGAGAAUGAAACGCAUCCGUCCAACCGUUUGAUCAGUAUUUUGUCUAUCAACCAAAAUAUAUUUGAUAUUUCUUUGAAUACUUUUUUAACUUAUUCAUUAAAUAUGGUUCCAUGAAGACUGCUGAAUAUAUAUGUGUAAAAAAAUUAAAAGAAUGGAAUAUGUCCAUUGAACUGUUCGAUUGUUAUUUUAAAAGAUAAUGUUGGUGUUUGUUUGAAUAAUUAUUUAAAUUUAUUCAUCUGAUGUAGUCCCAUGAAGACUGCUGAAUAUGUCCGUCCAACAGUUAAAUCAAAAGAACGUGUACAUCCUACUGUUAGAUCUUCAUUUUAUCAAAGAAGAUAAAUAUUUGGAUGUUAGUUUAGUUUUGUUUUAAUCAGUAUGUGUACAUUUGUCAGGAUAGGAAUGUAUAAUACCACCAAUGUUUAUAUUUUAGUCUUAUGAGACGUAUUACAAUGCCUAUUUGUAACCAACGUUUAGAAAUUUAUUUAUCAUUGUUGUUUGUGACAAUUAUGGAUUGUUUCAGUUUACUGUGGUAGAAAUGUGCAAUGGCUUCUUGAACGUGUGUUGUUUUCUAUAUGACAAAGGUCAACCUACCAAGUCAAUCAUAUAAAUAUUACUGCUGAAAACCUAUUGAAGUAUAUCCUUUUGUUUAAGGUCUCUUUAACAUUUGGAUAAUUAUUUAGUUUGGACUGUCCAGUAUGGAGAAAAAACAAAAUAAGCAAAAAGGCUGCUGUUAAACUCCAUGAAUUUAAAUAUAUUCAUAUUUACUGGACAAG